Gracilinanus agilis (Agile Gracile Mouse Opossum) is the source of this 415-nucleotide messenger RNA. Its product is annotated as uricase-like. Gene Ontology annotation, cellular component: peroxisome. The record is from RefSeq and is a predicted model, not a curated record. The annotation marks the transcript as partial. Lineage: Eukaryota; Metazoa; Chordata; Mammalia; Didelphimorphia; Didelphidae. Gene Ontology annotation, molecular function: urate oxidase activity. Gene Ontology annotation, biological process: purine nucleobase catabolic process; urate catabolic process. The transcript is spliced from 3 exons.
AACAGGGACGUGGAAUUUGUACGUACCGGGUAUGGAAAGGAUAUGGUCAGAGUUCUCCACAUCCAACGAGAUGGCAAAUACCACACCAUUAAGGAAGUGGCAGCAUCGGUCCAGCUCACUUUGAGUACCAAGAAAGAUUACCUCCUUGGAGACAACUCUGACAUCGUCCCCACAGACACCAUCAAGAACACCGUCCAUGUUCUGGCAAAAUUCAAAGGGAUCAGAACCAUUGAGACCUUUGCUAUGGAUAUUUGCGAACAUUUCCUUUCUUCAUUUAACCACGUUAAUCGAGCCAAAGUCUAUAUUGAAGAGGCUCCCUGGAAACGUUUGGAAAAGAAUGGAGUGGAGCAUGUCCAUGCAUUUAUCAACACUCCCACUGGAACUCAUUUCUGUGAAGUUGAACAAUAUCGAAAUG